Molecule: messenger RNA, 747 nt
Organism: Strongyloides ratti
Lineage: Eukaryota; Metazoa; Nematoda; Chromadorea; Rhabditida; Strongyloididae
Product: Dreadlocks
Exons: 2
Coding region: 1-747 (248 amino acids)
Source: RefSeq, a predicted model, not a curated record
AUGAAUUUUGAAUGUCAAAUUUGUUUUGAAUUAUUUACAUCACCUGGAACAAAACAUGCUCCAUACUCAGCAUCAUGUGGUCAUAUUAUAGGGAAAUCAUGUAUUCAAAAAUUAAAAAAAUAUAAAUGUAAAGAUGAAUUUAAUUGUCCUUUUUGUAAUAAAAUAAUCAAAUUUGAAAAUUUUCAUCCAAUAUAUUUAAUGGGGGAUGAGAUUAUCAAUGUUAAUUCAAAUAUCUCCAAUAAAGUUUUAUCCAACAAUACUAAUAAACUAAAAGAUACGAAGAAACAAUACAAUCUUAACGAAAUAAAAUCAAUUUCUCUAAAUGAUGUUAAAAAAAUUAAUCAUAAAACUGAUUUUUUUAAUUCAGUAAUUUCUAAUUUGAAAAUUAUAGAUAAUGUUAGAAAUAAAACAUUAUUAGAAAUGUCUAAUUACCCAUUUUAUUAUGGAAAAAUUUCACGUUCAGAUGCUGAGAAUUAUCUUAAUUUAAGAGGUACUGUAGGAGAUUAUUUACUUCGUGAUUCAGAAUCACAUUUAGGAAAUUUUACAAUAAGUUUAAAAGGAAACAAAAAAAAUCGACAUUAUUUAAUUAUAUUUGAUAAUGAAACAAAUAAUUGCAUAAUUGGUAAAAGAAUUUUUGAAUCAUUUGAAUCAUUUAUUGAUUAUUUUAAACUACACCCAAUAUAUAUUUCAAGUGAUACAGAUGAACAGUUAUUUCUAAUUAAACCACUACCUAAAAACAUUGUAUAG